GACGAGAUAAUCCGGCAAAAAUACAACCAGCAAACGCACCACGCGCGCAAAACGCGCCGCACAGAGUCCAAGAUCUACAAGCUGCGUUCGUUCAACAACUGCAUCAAAUAUAUCCUGAUCCACAAGUACGCGCGGCCGGGAGGCAACGUGCUGGACCUGGGAUGCGGCAAGGGAGGCGACAUGGCGAAAUGGGAGGCUGUGCAGACAAAAUCGUACGUCGGCAUCGAUCUGUCGGACCUCUCGAUCAAGGAGGCGGUCACGCGCUACAAACGCUCGCGGUUCCACUUCCACGCGGUUUUCGCCACAGGAGAUGCGUUCAACGUGCCCGUUCCACAGAUCCUCAAGGACUUCCGCGACCAGGUCGAUCUCCAGUUCGACACCGUGUCGAUGCAGUUCUGCAUGCACUACGCGUUCGACUCGGAGCUGACGGUGCGCAACAUGCUGCAGAACGUGGCCCGCUCGCUCAAGGUGGGCGGCAUGUUCAUUGGAACGAUUCCGUCGUCCGACUUCAUCCGCUGGAAAAUCAACAAACUGGGCCCCGGCGAGCGCAAAUGGGGCAACUCGAUCUACUCGGUGGAGUUCCCGUCGGAGCCACCCAAGGACGCCAAGUUUGCGAAUCCGUUUGGCAACGUGUACAACUACUAUCUUGUGGACGCCGUUGACAAUGUGCCGGAGUACGUGGUGCCGUUCGAAACGUUCCGUGCGCUUUGCGAGUCGUACAAUCUGGAGCUGCGGUACAAAAAGAAUUUCUUUGAGCUCUUCAACAAGGAGAUCCCCAACUACUUCAGAAAGCUGCCCACGCCCGUUGUGGAGUCGCUGCGGCGCGAGGACGGCUCGUACGGCGUUAGCGGCGAGGACAGAGACGCGUGCUCGUUCUACCUCGCGUUUGCGUUCGAGAAAGUC
Ogataea polymorpha is the source of this 903-nucleotide messenger RNA. RefSeq lists its product as uncharacterized. Gene Ontology annotation, cellular component: nucleus. The record is from RefSeq and is a predicted model, not a curated record. Gene Ontology annotation, biological process: 7-methylguanosine mRNA capping. Lineage: Eukaryota; Fungi; Ascomycota; Pichiomycetes; Pichiales; Pichiaceae. The annotation marks the transcript as partial. The transcript has a single exon. Gene Ontology annotation, molecular function: mRNA 5'-cap (guanine-N7-)-methyltransferase activity.